AUGCCAUCAUACAAGUCGAAUGAGUAUGUGUCUGACUCUGAAGGGUCAGAAUAUGAAUAUGAAGCUCCUAAGGGGUUUGUUAAUGUGAUACAGAAAACGAAAAAGCAAGCAUUCAAGAUACCAUCGGAAAAGGAAGUAUGGAUCAUCAAAACACCUAAAGGAUUCCCUGUUAGCAAGCUCAAGACGUUACCUAUUUCGUUUACAUCCACCAGCAUAAGCAAUGGUCCUGAGCCAUUUGCAUUAGAAGGGUCUCAAUUCCAGAUCAAUGAAGAGAACUUUAGCGAGAGUAACAAGAUGGCUAUUCUUGGGAUGAAUAAAGAUGGCCAUUAUCAUAGCUCACAGGUACCAGUGACGCGGUUUUACAAUGUUCGUGAGACUGUGGCUAUCAAUGAGAUUGCAUGGGAUUCUGUUAAGACUCCUAGAGAAGAUGUAGAGAAGUUCGCUGGGUUGAGAAUGAGACAUUUCCCCAGUGGUUAUGGAGCUGGAGACUAUGACGAAGCAAAGCCUGAAAGACCUUUAAAAAAGGCAAAAAUAGACAAGGAAGACGCUUCUAAGAAGAGUAAGAAGGAAAAAAAGGAGAAGAAGGAAAAGAAGGAAAAGAAGGAAAAGAAGAAGAAAGUUUAG
Molecule: messenger RNA, 624 nt
Organism: Lizanozyma spartinae
Lineage: Eukaryota; Fungi; Ascomycota; Pichiomycetes; Serinales; Debaryomycetaceae
Gene: RPA34
Product: DNA-directed RNA polymerase I subunit
Exons: 1
Coding region: 1-624 (207 amino acids)
Biological process (GO): transcription by RNA polymerase I
Source: RefSeq, a predicted model, not a curated record